Xiphophorus couchianus (Monterrey platyfish) is the source of this 998-nucleotide messenger RNA. Its product is annotated as C-type mannose receptor 2-like. The record is from RefSeq and is a predicted model, not a curated record. NCBI's taxonomy places the organism in Eukaryota, Metazoa, Chordata, Actinopteri, Cyprinodontiformes, Poeciliidae. The transcript is spliced from 5 exons. Bases 93 to 998 code for a protein of 301 amino acids.
UGUCUUCAACUAAACAUCAAACUGUUGAAUUAUUUUGAAUCCUUGUGAACGGACAUAAUCAAAUCGUCUAUCUCUACACAACUAGAGUAAACAUGCAGCGGUAUGUGUUCUUUCUUACUGUGAUGGCUCAGAAUUAUCUGAUGGACUGUCAGCUCUAUAAGUUUCACUACAUUAAUGAGAAUAAGACCUGGACUGAAGCUCAGCAGUACUGCAGAGAGAAUCACACUGACCUGGCCACAGUGACUAACAUGAAGGACAUGGAGAGACUCAUCAGUGUCUCACUAGGAGAUAUAAAGGAAGCUUGGAUUGGUCUGUAUGACCAAAGAAACGUAAAUAGAACAUGGUACUGGUCUCUGCCUGGAGUGGAGUUCAAAAAAAGUGAGACAAACUGGGCACCAGGCGAACCAAAUAAUCUUGGAUCUGAAGGUCAAAACUGUGGGAUUAUAUGGAAAGAUGACUCUAAUUUUCUCAAGUGGGCAGAUUUAUCCUGUAAUGAAAAGCACAAUUUUACCUGCUAUUAUGUUUACUUCGCAGAAAAUGACUCAUCACAGAAAUAUUUCUUGAUUAAAGAGCUGAAGACCUGGCUGGAAGCUCAGAGUUACUGCAGAGAUAAACACACAGACCUGAUCAGUGGAACGAAUGGAGAAGUGAACAAGGGGUUACAUUUAAUGACUGCAAAUUCAAGGUACAUCUUUAUUGGUCUGUUCAGAGACACUUGGAGGUGGUCAGAUGGAAACAGUUCCUCCUUCAGACACCAAAACGCUCAGUUUGCUUCAACUGAUCAUGUCUGGAUAGGGCUGAGCUACGCCUGCACUCUGGAUUUGUGGUUCUGGGUCAGUGAUGAGAUGGUCAGAUACAGCAACUCGGCCCAAAAUGAACUGAUGGACGACUGUGACAUGUCUGGAGCCAUGGAGACGGGAGGAGAAUACAAAUGGUUUAAAAGAAAUGAUGCAGAGAAGUUUAACUUCAUCUGUACUAAGAAUAGGCGCAGAGAAUAA